AUGGGUUACCCAAGGGCUAAUUGCUCAUGUAGAAUUGUUGGUGUUCAAGGCAUUGCUUGGGGUUUUGGUGGUGGCCACGUUUGGUCUGUUUCUAGCAAGCAAAUUGUCCCUAACCAGGGCAGUGCUCUACAUUGUGAUGCAAUGCCUAGGUAUGCUUUGUGGUGUUGGUGUUGUCAAAGGGUUCUAACCAUAUUUUUUAAAAUUAAGGGUGGAUGUGCCAAUGUUGUGAGCCAUGAUUACACCAAGGGAGAUGAGAUUGUUGGCACUUCUAUUCUUGUCUACACAGUCUUCUCUGCUACUGUUGCCCAGAGAAAUGCCAGACACUCCCAUGUCCUUAUUUUGGCUCCUCUCCCGAUUGGAUUUGCUGUGUUCUUGGUUCAUUUGGCCACCAUCCCUAUUAAAUACACUGGCAUUAACCCUGCUAGAAGCGUAGGUGCUGCCAUUGUCUACAACGGAAAACAUGCAUGGAUGACCAUGUAA
This is a messenger RNA of Solanum tuberosum (potato), 480 nucleotides long. Its product is annotated as probable aquaporin PIP-type pTOM75. Gene Ontology annotation, cellular component: membrane. Bases 1 to 480 code for a protein of 159 amino acids. The transcript has 3 exons. Gene Ontology annotation, biological process: transmembrane transport. The record is from RefSeq and is a predicted model, not a curated record. NCBI's taxonomy places the organism in Eukaryota, Viridiplantae, Streptophyta, Magnoliopsida, Solanales, Solanaceae. Gene Ontology annotation, molecular function: channel activity.